AUGAAAAAUUUCGUUAAUACACCUGCGUUUGAUAUCAAUAGUAGAGCUAAUGUUAAGACACAUAAUGCCCCAAUUUCUAGCCACUCUGUAAACACUCUCGGUAUCAAUGCUCCUAAUAAUGCUUCAAAUUCUGAUAUUACUGAAAAGAAAAUGCUGUCAAAAGAAAUGCGUAAUCAAGUCAUUAAUAAAUUAACCACACAUUUUAUCGAUUCACCAAAGUUGGAUAAAAAUAAUAGCAUAGAUACAAAAGGUGAGCAUCAAACUGAUUCUUAUUGGGUUUUAGGUUCACAUUGUCUACUAUGUAGAGAAAAUCAUAUGAGUUUAUAUGAGCCGGGAAUUCCACUUGAUGAUGUACUAAAAGCAUAUUCAGGUAAUUCAAAACAGAUUCAGGAGUUAAAAACUCGAUGCUUCACAUCACCUAUUCCUUAG
Dentiscutata erythropus is the source of this 429-nucleotide messenger RNA. Lineage: Eukaryota; Fungi; Glomeromycota; Glomeromycetes; Diversisporales; Gigasporaceae. The record is from the annotation of a GenBank genome assembly.